CCUUUAAAUGAUUUCGCUGAGGAUCCAUUUUUGGCUUUCGCGCUUUUUCAGGAUCUUACGCUCUCCGGCCUCAAUCUCCUUAUCUUUCUCGCAAUAAACCCAAAAAGAACUCCCUCUCCAGUCGCUGCUUUGUUCUUUUGGUCACAAAGCGGCUCUCUUUAUCAGAUUUUCCUCGCUAUUUCAACUAAAUGAUCCCUUUCGUCGUCUACUGGCCUUAAACGCUGCCUCUUUUUUCUAUCUCUAUCCUCUCCUGACUCGCUACCUCUUUUUAAUUUCACUUAUGCAGUCUCUAAGGAUCACCCAGGGCCGAUUGUGCCCAUCAUCUCCAAAAUCAGUAAACACCCAUCUCAGUUUUCUUCCGAUCGCACAACUUGGUUUUGCUUAUUUGUUUGGAGAAAGGUGUAAAAAGGCUUCCUUGACGCUUGUAAGAACAGAGGUAGGCGGGCUGGGCAAUUCACGAGAUGGAUUAUCAGAGGUUCAAAAUGGGAAUGAAGAGAAAGGUCUUAUAUUGGGGGCAGAAAGAGAUGAGACUGGUUCUGUUAUUGGGUUUAACUUGAUUUCUCAGUCUGGUGAUGAUGGCAUUGAAUCUCCUGACGAUGUAGCUAUUGAUAUGGCAGAAGAAACUGUGGAUGCUGAAGGCAGAGAGAAAGCCCAAACCAGAGUAAAUCUCAAUAUUGUUUUUGUUACUGCUGAAGCAGCACCAUAUUCAAAGACAGGUGGAUUAGGAGAUGUUUGUGGUUCUUUGCCUAUAGUACUGGCUGCCCGCGGACAUCGUGUAAUGGUUGUUUCCCCUAGAUACCUGCAUUCCUGUCCUGAAGAUAAGAUUUUUGAUAAUGCUUUAGAUUUAGACUGUCACAUCAAGGUACAAUGCUUUGGAGGCGCACAAGAAGUCUCCUUCUUCCAUGAGUAUAGGGAAGGUGUAGAUUGGGUGUUUGUAGACAAUCCUUCAUACCAUAGACCUGGAAAUCCAUAUGGUGAUAGCCAUGGUGCUUUUGGUGAUAAUCAGUUUCGGUUCACUUUACUUUGCCAUGCAGCAUGCGAAGCUCCUCUAGUUCUUCCACUUGGAGGUUAUAACUAUGGAGAGAAAUGUCUCUUUCUUGCUAAUGACUGGCAUGCUGGGCUAGUCCCUGUACUUUUGGCUGCCAAAUAUCGUCCUCAUGGGGUUUAUAAGGAUGCCCGUAGUCUUCUUGUGAUACAUAACCUUGCACAUCAGGGAGUGGAACCUGCUGUCAAAUACAAAAAUUUUGGACUGCCUCCAGAGUGGUACGGGGCACUGGAAUGGGUGUUCCCAACGUGGGCAAGAACUCAUGCUCUGGACACAGGUGAAGCUGUAAAUGUACUUAAGGGUGCAAUUGUGACAGCUGAUCGAAUUCUCACAGUUAGCAAGGGCUAUUCUUGGGAAAUAACAACCGUUGAAGGUGGAUAUGGUCUGCAUGAGCUGUUAAGCAGUCGAAGGAGCGUGUUGGAUGGGAUCAUAAAUGGCAUUGAUGUUUCUGAAUGGGAUCCAUCAUCGGAUGAGCAUAUUGCUGACCAUUACUCUGUUGAUGAUCUCUCCGGAAAGGUUCAGUGUAAGAUUGCUUUGCAGAAAGAAUUAGGUCUCCCUAUGAGGCCUGAUUGUCCAUUGAUUGGAUUCAUUGGGAGAUUGGACUAUCAAAAAGGCAUUGACCUGAUUCGCUGGGCAGUUCCUGACCUGAUGGAAGAUGAUGUUCAGUUUGUCAUGCUAGGGUCUGGGGAUCCACUGUAUGAAGAAUGGAUGAGAGCAACAGAGUCAACUUACAGAGACAAAUUUCGAGGAUGGGUUGGAUUUAAUGUUCCAAUUUCUCAUAGAAUAACUGCAGGAUGUGACAUAUUAUUAAUGCCCUCAAGAUUUGAGCCAUGUGGGCUAAAUCAACUGUAUGCAAUGAGAUACGGAACUGUACCAGUAGUUCAUUGCACUGGGGGACUUAGGGACACAGUACAAACUUUUAAUCCAUAUGCUGAAGAGGGAUUUGGUGAAGGCACAGGGUGGACCUUUUCUCCGCUAUCAAAAGAAAGUAUGCUGGCAGCAUUAAGACUUGCUGUCAAGACAUACAGAGAUCAUAAAUUAUCCUGGGAGGGAAUAAUGAAGAGAGGUAUGGAAAGAGACUACACAUGGGAAAAUGCUGCAAUUCAAUAUGAGGAGGUCUUUGAGUGGGCCUUCAUUGACCAACCCUAUGUUGGCUAAAAAGGUAAUACAAAAUGAGCGAUAGACAACCAAAACACAAAGGAAAAGAAGAAACAGUAUGAGAAAUAUCAUCUGAUUCUGAAGACCAGCUAGAAACCAUUUUUUUCUCCUAAUACUAUGGCUAUGAGUUUUAUUCUUUGUUUAUUUUAGGUCAUUCUUUUUGUUGAGGGAUUAUAAUAUAGGGUGCAUGUGCACCUCAUUCACAAUGAUUUUAAAUUUUUAUUGUAAUGUAUAUUUUGAUGAAAACAGCAGCAGCAGCUUCUAAGAUGGUUA
This is a messenger RNA of Hevea brasiliensis (rubber tree), 2476 nucleotides long. Its product is annotated as soluble starch synthase 1, chloroplastic/amyloplastic. Lineage: Eukaryota; Viridiplantae; Streptophyta; Magnoliopsida; Malpighiales; Euphorbiaceae. Gene Ontology annotation, molecular function: alpha-1,4-glucan glucosyltransferase (UDP-glucose donor) activity. The transcript has 15 exons. The record is from RefSeq and is a predicted model, not a curated record. Gene Ontology annotation, cellular component: chloroplast. Bases 281 to 2203 code for a protein of 640 amino acids.